Dama dama (fallow deer) is the source of this 2373-nucleotide messenger RNA. It is a transcript of the gene PRPH2, whose product is annotated as peripherin 2. The coding region runs from base 1 to 1041 and encodes 346 amino acids. NCBI's taxonomy places the organism in Eukaryota, Metazoa, Chordata, Mammalia, Artiodactyla, Cervidae. Gene Ontology annotation, biological process: visual perception. The transcript has 3 exons. Gene Ontology annotation, cellular component: membrane. The record is from RefSeq and is a predicted model, not a curated record.
AUGGCGCUGCUGAAAGUCAAAUUUGACCAGAAGAAGCGGGUCAAGUUGGCCCAAGGGCUCUGGCUCAUGAACUGGUUCUCUGUGUUGGCUGGCAUCAUCAUCUUCGGCUUAGGGCUGUUUCUAAAGAUUGAACUCCGGAAGAGAAGCGAUGUGAUGAACAAUUCUGAGAGCCAUUUUGUGCCCAAUUCCUUGAUCGGGGUGGGGGUGCUAUCCUGUGUCUUCAAUUCUCUGGCUGGCAAGAUCUGUUAUGACGCCCUGGACCCUGCCAAGUACGCCAAGUGGAAGCCCUGGCUGAAGCCGUACCUGGCCGUGUGUGUCCUCUUCAAUGUGACCCUCUUCCUGGUGGCCCUCUGCUGCUUCCUCCUGCGGGGCUCGCUGGAGAGCACGCUGGCCCACGGGCUCAAGAACGGCAUGAAGUUCUACCGGGACACGGACACCCCGGGCCGGUGUUUCAUGAAGAAGACCAUCGACAUGCUGCAGAUUGAGUUCAAGUGCUGUGGCAACAACGGCUUUCGGGACUGGUUUGAGAUUCAGUGGAUCAGCAACCGCUAUCUGGAUUUUUCCUCCAAAGAAGUCAAAGAUCGCAUCAAGAGCAACGUGGAUGGGCGGUACCUGGUGGACGGCGUCCCCUUCAGCUGCUGCAACCCCAACUCACCGCGGCCCUGCAUCCAGUACCAGCUCACCAACAACUCUGCGCACUACAGCUAUGACCACCAGACGGAAGAACUCAACCUGUGGCUGCGUGGCUGCAGGGCCGCCCUGCUGAGCUACUACAGCAACCUCAUGAACACCAUAGGCGCUGUGACACUCCUUGUCUGGCUCUUUGAGGCGACCGUCACCGUUGGGCUGCGCUACCUGCACACGGCGCUGGAAGGCAUGGCCAACCCCGAGGACCCUGAGUGCGAGAGUGAGGGCUGGCUUCUGGAGAAGAGCGUGCCGGAGACCUGGAAGGCCUUUCUGGAGAGCGUGAAGAAGCUGGGCCAGGGUAACCAGGUGGAAGCUGAGGGCGAGGACGCAGGCCAGGCCCCGGCGGCAGGCUGACGGCCCUUCGGCCCCCUCCCCUCUCAACACUGAGAAGUAGUGGACUCCAGGAACCUCGGAUACCCCCAAUCCCAUCAGACUCUCCCAAAGAGGGCGGCCGUCUCACAGAGGCUCUUCUGGAUGGUGGGAUUUAAUAUUCAGGGCCCCUAAAAACCUCAGUUGAAUGAACGUCUCAAACUGUGAGUGCAUGAGUCCUGCUCAGCCCCACUGCCCUAGGACACACCCUCACGGUGGACUCAUGGAGGGCCUCUCAGCAGAUGAGUCUUCAGUCACAGGAAUUCAGUUCCACCCGGAGGCUACUGGCCACACCUGAGGGCUGCUUUCCUUUCACAAGUUGGCCAUUCUGGUGAGUUCCAAGUUGCUUCAUUCUAGAUCCCAAGAGUCACUUUAAGCCUAGGAAUUUGAAGAAUGUACUGGACAUGCUGUCAGGUUUUUCAAAUGCAAAGACUGAGAGAUCAGCCAUUUUAUGUAAUUAUAGACAGUCAGGGACAAUUAUAUUUUUUUGAGUAAUGGUCUCUCCAAAGCACUGAGGGCUCCAAAGAGGAAUUCUCAAUCACGAGGCAAGAGAAUUUAAAGAGAGGGGGUUAUAUCCCCCUGCAAAAACACAGCUUUGGUGUCACCUUCACAAGCCCUCAGCACUUGGCCAGGAGUGAGCCACGGGCUGAGGGUGUGGGGCUGCUGGCAGGUUCCAGAGAACGUGGCGGAUGACCUCCUUGGGCUUGUCCGUGGAAGCGCUGGGUCUGUGGCAGAGGAGCAACAAUGAGGCAACAGCCCACCGUUUGGAGACCGGGCCUCACCUCCGGUGGGCCCAGGGAGGCCCAAAAGGUGCUGUGACAGCCCCAGACAACACGAGCUGUCCACAGUGGAGGGUGGAGUCCUCUGCAAGCUCUGUCCUGCUUCUUCCCCCAAAUAUCCAUCCUGCAAAGGGUACUUCCCGAACACCUCUGCGUUGAAGAUUCUUUGUGAUUUCUCCUCUUCCCACGCUAGUAACUGCGAAAGUUUUCACUUCCCUCCGGAAAAAGAGAGAAAAGAAGCUUUCAGGGGAAGGAGGGAAUGAUUUCAUUGCUGUCCUGAGUCUUCAGUGUGGAGAUAGUAAGACUUCUGGUGCUGCCUGGGCUGUGUGCUGGGGCUCAAACUCUCCCAGACCAGAUCAAAGAUGUUUGAAUAGCCUGUCAGACUUUGGUCCCAGGUUGAAUUCAAUUAGACUUCUGACUGUGGAGACCACAGAACAAUCCAUGUGGACAACACUGAGGGAGUCAAGCCCUCGGAUGAGGGUCCCGGAGCUCUCCCCUCCCAGGGGUGCUGAGAACCAUCAAGAAAAUGCCACUCUAG